AUGAGUAUAAUAAAAGAUAAUAUACGCGAGCUACCACCUCCAUUAAAGAUUCCUCUAUCUACGACGGGAGAUGGAUCUUUACGGCUGGCUGUUCCGCCAACCAUCGAGCAACUGAGGGCACGAACGCGAGAUAAAGGCAGUAACAACAUGGUACCAUCUCUGCUAACUCUCUGCGUACUGCGCCUCGGGGCGCAUCUCCAUCGAAUAUCAGAUUUGGAGCGUUGCUGGACGCGUCGCUCGUAUCACUCCCCGGUGAUGAAGAUCCUCGUCUCCGAUUUAUUUCCACAUAUUCCAUCAGGGGAGUUCAAUGUGGCCAAACCGGAAAUAUCUGCCAGUUUCGGCGAGGCCGAGGUCGAAGACGAGUUUCGCGGGACGAUUGACCCUUAUUUAUGGGGAUUGGUCAACUCCCUUAUCAUUCCAUCCACACUUCCCUCGGAAAUUCGACGUCUUGGUCUAAAUAUUACCGACCCUGCCGUCCCAGCACUUCAGUAUGCGUCUGUGCUGAAUACAAAAACCCUUUCCCUUCUGACAUGUUUGUCCUUUGAUUCUCCAGAGAUUCGACUUCGAAUCUCUGACGAUUCACUGAUACAGCUCCGGUCCUUGCCCUGUCUCACCCUCCUCAACUUGGCAUCCACGCCAAUUACCUCCAGAGGUAUCCAGCGCUUGAUUGUUGCGAUGAAAGCGAGGGGCGACGUGACCUUUGGUCCGUGGAAACUGCGGGUACUAGACUUGCAUGGGACCUUUGUCGACGAUAACCUCUUCGACGAGUUGAAUACCAAUCUCAGUAUAUUUCCUCUGCUAUUCGCUCUAGAUGUCAGAAUGACCUCUGUUUGCAACAUACAAGAAUACUUUGAGUCCUGGUUCGACGGCACAACCGCACCACAGGAACUGCUCUUUCCUACCAAGCUAAGAGAUAGAAUGGACUACAUUUCCAAAAGGAUACAAGAGAGCGAUGCACCUUCAUCAAGGAACGACCAUGCAAUGCUCUUCAUCGACCAUCACUCAAGCGACUUUCAAAAAGUAUCCGAAAGUGUCAUGAACGGAGAACAGAGAGUUCGUGCUGCACAGAAACUGCGCGUAAGCAGUGCUGAAGUAUGCGUUCUGACCGGAGACACGACUCUGCUCGGAAACGUGAUUGAACCAGCGGAUUCAGUGGAUAACGGUGCUGCAAAAGCAACAUUUCGUCCAACACGCCUUGAAGUGCCCUCAGAUGACUUUCGGCAAAUGGCAAAGCGUCACAAGCAGGAUCAAACUUCUGGUCGACCGGUAGUCCCCAUCUCCGAGUCGGAGGAUAAGUAUAUUCUGUGGCGUUUACCACCGCCUACAAGUGCACUCGAAGCGUUUAUACGAGAAAUAGCCGCACCUUCAGUGGCUGCGCGGGAAGGGCUCAACCCGUCGGGGCCGAGGGCGAAGCGACCAAGGGUGGGCGAACAGACGUAUUCAGUCAAACGAUUGAAACGACCGACGAUGGAGAGCAUUUUUGGUCAUAACCCGUCUCGUCGACUAUAG
Molecule: messenger RNA, 1509 nt
Organism: Serendipita indica DSM 11827
Lineage: Eukaryota; Fungi; Basidiomycota; Agaricomycetes; Sebacinales; Serendipitaceae
Source: the annotation of a GenBank genome assembly